Hemibagrus wyckioides is the source of this 1701-nucleotide messenger RNA. It is a transcript of the gene luc7l, whose product is annotated as LUC7-like (S. cerevisiae). Gene Ontology annotation, biological process: mRNA splice site recognition. The coding region runs from base 198 to 1253 and encodes 351 amino acids. Lineage: Eukaryota; Metazoa; Chordata; Actinopteri; Siluriformes; Bagridae. The transcript is spliced from 10 exons. Gene Ontology annotation, cellular component: U1 snRNP; U2-type prespliceosome. Gene Ontology annotation, molecular function: mRNA binding. The record is from RefSeq and is a predicted model, not a curated record.
CACCCGGAGCGGACGUUAGAGGAAGAGACGGCAGCGGCGUUGAAGGGGCCAUAUUUCACCCCUCAUAACAGACCGUUAUUUAAAAAUAAUACAGUUAAUACGAAACAUUUUAUAUUUUCACGUGGUCGUCCUUUAAAGUCUAGAUUCUUUAUGCUAUAAACGAAAAUACCGUGCGAGUUAGUUUAAUCGGUGGAAAGAUGUCGGCUCAGGCUCAAAUGAGAGCUCUGCUUGAUCAGUUGAUGGGAACGGCGAGGGACGGGGACGAGUCUCGACAGCGGGUGAAGUUCACAGACGAGCGAGUGUGUAAGUCUCACCUGCUGAACUGCUGUCCACAUGACAUCCUGUCCGGCACUCGUAUGGACCUGGGUGAGUGCUCUAAGAUCCAUGACCUAGCUCUGAGGGCCGACUAUGAGAUCGCAUCUAAGGAGAGAGACCUGUUCUUUGAGCUGGACGCUGUGGAUCAUCUGGAGUCCUUCAUUGCCGACUGCGACCACAGAACAGAGCUGGCAAAGAAACGUCUCGCUGAAACUCAGGAGGAGAUCAGUGCUGAGGUUGCUGCCAAGGCGGAGAAAGUGCAUGAGCUGAACGAGGAGAUUGGGAAACUGCUGGCAAAGGCAGAGCAGCUUGGUGCUGAGGGAAAUGUGGAUGAAGCUCAGAAGGUUCUACAAGAAGUGGAGAAAGUGCGCACUAAGAAGAAGGAUGCUGAGGAGGAAUACAGGAACUCCAUGCCUGCCUCCAGUUUCCAACAGCAGAAGCUCCGUGUGUGUGAGGUAUGCUCCGCCUAUCUGGGUCUCCAUGACAAUGACCGUCGCCUUGCUGACCAUUUUGGUGGGAAACUACACCUGGGCUUCAUCCAGAUCAGAGAAAAGCUGGAGCAGCUGAAGAAAACGGUCCUGGAUAAGCAGGAGCGGCGAAACCAGGAGAGACUGAAGAGGAGAGAGGAGAGAGAGCGUGAAGAGAGGAUGAGGAGGCGGACCAGAUCACGCAGUCGGGAGCGCAGGAGGUCUCGUUCUCGUGAGCGAGAGCGUGAGAGAGAGAGAGAAAGGAGACGGAGGAGAUCUCGCUCAUCCUCCAGGGAGAGACGCAGGUCCAGAUCUCGGUCCAGAGACAGAGAGAGACGCAGGAGACACCGGUCACGCUCCAGGUCUCACUCACACUCUCGCAGAGAACACUCACACAGGUCUUCACGCGACCGCCUCAAUGGGAGGGCGGAGUCUCGUCGCUCCGGGGACAGAGAAUCCGGGGAGCUCUGAGGGCUGCCCCCCACCCCCUCUGGCACAGUUACUACGGGAACUACACUGUCACCUGCCAAUAUUUGUCCCUCCCCCACCCUGACCCCUCCCUCAGCUUUUACAUUUUGUUUUAAUUGACCGAUACACAGAUGAUGAGGGCAGUGUUGGGUCACUGCUCUUUAAUCCCCACAGCACUGCCUUACACCAUGUCUCCCAGUGCAUCAUGGUCUUUGUAGUGUUUACACUCUGUGCUUGUGUGUGUGUGUGUGGUCAGCUGCAGCGUGAUGACCUAAACACAAGGUGCAGAUACCCCACAGUCCUGCAGGAGCAGAAGGUUAGAGCUCAGUGUGAUUACUUCAUGAUGGUGUAGAAUUCUCCUCCUUAUUCCUCUCUCUCUCUUCUUUUAUAAACCUGCUCUGGUUCUCCUCGUUCCUCUAUAACGCAUUAUUAAAUGAUUUUAUCAACACCA